AUAGUUUACAUUCGAGUACACUGGGCCAAAUUUAACCGCAGGGGGAGGGGCAGUCUGGACAUGGUUGAGAGUUUGUCCAUUAGUGUGUUGUGGUCAGUGGAAGAACCUUGGUCGGAGGCGUCCUGGAACCUGCCCGCCCGAGCCAAUCGGUGUGGAACCGACACUGUGGCUGGUAGGGAUCCGCUUUUCCUGUCCAUUCAAGGGCAUCGCCGAGAGGCCCCAAAGAUCACGCCCGUUCUGAGACCCGGCGGCGCAGCCUCAUGGACCCUCAAAGACACAUAGGAGUUCAAUACAAGGGAUGUGGAAGGUGACAAGCGGUACCAAUACGAAUCUUCAAACUCCUCUCGCCGGUGUUCCCUUUCACUCCGAGUGCCGGUCACAUUGCCACGACUUGCAGGAUCAUGCCUGGAAGCUGCCUUUCCCUGUCUACACAGGCCAAAUAUACACCCUCUUAAAUCCCAGUUGCGCAAUCACAUAGACCAUGGGCGACUGGAACCUGUUGGGAAAGCUCCUGGAAAAUGCCCAGGAGCACUCCACCGUGGUGGGGAAGGUGUGGCUCACGGUCCUGUUCAUCUUCCGCAUCCUGAUCCUGAGCGCCGCCACAGAGAAGGUGUGGGGCGACGAGCAGUCGGGCUUCACCUGCGACACCAAGCAGCCCGGUUGCGAGAACGUCUGCUACGAUAUCACUUUCCCCAUCUCCCACGUUCGCUUCUGGGUGCUGCAGAUCAUCUUCGUGUCCACGCCGACGCUGAUCUACCUGGGCCACAUCCUUCAUCUGGUGCGCAUGGAGGAGAAGCAAAUGGAGAAAGAGAAGAAUCAUCCGCCAGACAAGCCGGCCCUCGUCGUGGAAGCCCGCAAGCACAAAAAGCCCCUGAUGAGGGACGAGAAAGGACACGUGCGCCUGCAGGGGGAACUACUGCGCACAUAUGUCUUUAAUGUCGUUUUUAAGACCCUCUUUGAGGUGGGGUUCAUUGUGGCCCAGUACCUGUUGUACGGCUUUGAGUUGAAGCCCAUGUACACAUGCGACAGGCCGCCAUGUCCCAACCCGGUCAACUGCUACAUCUCCCGACCCACCGAGAAAACCAUCUUCAUCAUCUUCAUGCUGGGUGUGGCCAGUCUUUCCCUCUUCCUCAACCUCAUUGAGAUCUACCACCUGGGCUUCACCAAGUGCCGCCAAGGCAUGACCUUCAGGAGAGGGAACCAGUCACCCGAGACCAUGUCCAAGGGGCACAGUGACACCGAAGCGCCGUUCGGCCCGACGUAUAACCACUACUUCCACGAGCAUCGCCCUCCCAGCUACAACCUCUCGCCGCUGUCCGCGGGCACCGACUCAUCCUUUCACCCCUGUAACAGCAAAGCGGCCUACAAACAGAAUAAGGACAACUUGGCGGUGGAAAGGAGCGGUAGCAAGCUGGAGGAAUGUGACCUGAAAGGCAAGAAGCAAGGAUCUGCUGCGGGGUCACCCACGCAGAGCAGGCAAGGCCACAGUGCCAAGUACGGCAACAACAAGACUAGAAUAGAUGAUCUCAAGAUAUGAGACGUUGACAUCAAGGGGCUGAACGCUCUGUGGAAAAAUGUCUUCAUGGCGCAGGCUCGACUCAUUCCAAGUAAGACUUUCAUGGUCCACAACACUGACUUUGUCAAACAUUUAAUUCACAAUAGAUGCAGGAAAUGCCACAUAGUCCACUUUUUGAGAAAACACAGUCCAGUGGAACCUCUGAAGUCAGACACAAGACUAAUUAUCAAAUCAUUUCUCCAUAGAAACAACAUUUUUCUGAUUGUGAAAAGUAAACCACUGUAAAAUAAAACUUUCAAACACAAAGGUAAAGCCAAACUAAACAAAUAGUACACAUAAUGGUAAUGUUGUUUCUGGAAUGAUACAAUGAAAAAUAAUUAUUUGAUAUAGUACACCCCAGUCCAUCGCAGGGAUUACAUUCCAGAGCACCCCAGCAAUAAGUGAAAUCUGAUUUAAAAUAUAUUCCAUUUAAAUAAUCUCGAGGCAUGUUUUAUAGCACUUAUGAAACUUUUUAAUAAGGGAAUCAAAGACACAUUAAAAUAAUGCAAACAUAUUUACAAACAUUUAAUAUACUGACAGGACACAAGUGUAAUGACAACAUUUUUUUUUGCACAGUGUACCAAUUUGUACGCGUGUGAAGUAAACAAAUACCUUUAUAUUUUUUCAUACUAACAAACUUACCAUAGCCCAAAAUACAUAAAGACGUCCAUUAUAGAAUGAACCUCCAGCUAUUGCUUGCUGAAGGCGGAACAGAAGAUGGGAGCAGAUUGAGACGUUCAUCUAGCUCUGUUUUCACUCUUCUUCUUUCAAGCGUACAGUAUUAAACAAGUGUGCCACCAUCUACUGGCCAAGAGUGGAUUUACACUCAAAAUAAAAAAAUAGAGUUAUAACAGGAGAAAGAGAGUGAUUGAAGGGGAGUUCAUAUUGUACUGAGCAGACAGAUCUUUUUCCUACGUCGCUGUAGCUGUUUAGACAUGACUGAUAUCGAGCCAUCACAAAAAUCCGCCCUAUAAACGCAAGCAACAAAAAAAAAACUGAAUUAAGCUUCGAGAGCUGAAGGGUCGCCGACGCUGAGCGUGUCCUGUAUGCUGAUGAAGGUUUGCACUCCUGAGUUUUAUUUGACUUUGCAACUUUGGAGGUUUCACUGUACUUAUAAUCAGUUUUUCCUAACUUUUAUUGUUGUGUGAAAUUAAAGUCACUGUAAAGCGAAAUUUAAAA
Syngnathus acus (greater pipefish) is the source of this 2734-nucleotide messenger RNA. Its product is annotated as gap junction alpha-3 protein-like. Gene Ontology annotation, biological process: cell communication. Bases 482 to 1537 code for a protein of 351 amino acids. The transcript has 3 exons. Lineage: Eukaryota; Metazoa; Chordata; Actinopteri; Syngnathiformes; Syngnathidae. Gene Ontology annotation, cellular component: connexin complex. The record is from RefSeq and is a predicted model, not a curated record.